Molecule: messenger RNA, 1093 nt
Organism: Cornus florida
Lineage: Eukaryota; Viridiplantae; Streptophyta; Magnoliopsida; Cornales; Cornaceae
Product: protein PYRICULARIA ORYZAE RESISTANCE 21-like
Exons: 3
Coding region: 220-1017 (265 amino acids)
Molecular function (GO): metal ion binding
Source: RefSeq, a predicted model, not a curated record
CUUCUUAAUAAAAAGCCUACUUCACUGACAUAUCUCCUUCAUAAGAAGAACACGUCUAUGUCUCUCUGUCCGUCUCUCUUCCCCCCCUCUCUCUCUCUCUCACACACAAACACACACAGUUCAUCAUCAACACACCAGUAUUCUCCAACAGCUUGAUUAUUUUCUGAGCAAUCAAAGUCACAACCAUGGCUGAAAAGGUUUGUGAAUCUUGUUACAACAAUGAUACUACAUGUCGGUCUUCAGUGCUCUUGCUGCUGCAACAAGAUCAAGAAAAUACUGUGUAAAUUUCCUCAAAUUCGAGACCAGGUGUAUGAUAAAAAGCAAAAUACGGUGACGAUCACCGUAAUAUGCUGCAGCCCCGAGAAAAUUCGUGACAAGUUGUGCUGCAAGGGAGGGAAGUCAAUCAAGAGUAUUGAGAUCAAAGAGCCCGAGAAAAAGAAAGACAAUGACAAGGACAACAAGCCCAAGACAAAUGGCAAACUUGCAGACGACGGUCCCCCAAAACAAGAUUCUAAGCAACCACCACCGCCACUGCCACCGCCACCGCCACCUGAUCCAGUGAAUAUAAAUAUCCUGACCCAGGUGUGUUGUGGGCCAUGUUCUGAAGGCAUUCCCGGGGGGCCAUGUUAUCAUGGGUUUGGAAGGACACCACCGUCACUGCCACCACCACCGUCACCGCCACCUGAUCCAGUGAAUACAUAUAUCCCGAUUCAGGUGUGUUGUGGGCCAUGUUCUGAAGGCAUUCCCGGGGGGCCAUGUUAUCAUGGGUUUGGAAGGACACCACCGCCACCGCCACCUGAUCCAGUGAAUACAUAUAUCCCGACUCAGGAAUGUUGUGGGCCAUGUUCUGAAGGCAUUCCUGGGGGGCCAUGUUAUCAUGGGUUUGGAAGGACACCACCACCACCACCAUGUUAUUAUCCCCCAAGAAAACCAUGCUCUUGCUAUGGAAGACCAUGUUACAUGACUGAUUGUGAUUGCUACACAGUAGGUAAUCCAGCAGAAUGCACAAUCAUGUGACCAUGGUGCACUGGGUGGUCACUGUAGUUGGGGUCCUGACCACGCUCAUUAAAUGUCCAAAUUUUUUUUUGUGGCA